This is a messenger RNA of Panthera uncia (snow leopard), 2255 nucleotides long. RefSeq names its product coiled-coil domain containing 154 (gene CCDC154). The record is from RefSeq and is a predicted model, not a curated record. Lineage: Eukaryota; Metazoa; Chordata; Mammalia; Carnivora; Felidae. The coding region runs from base 1 to 2238 and encodes 745 amino acids. The transcript is spliced from 18 exons. Gene Ontology annotation, biological process: bone mineralization involved in bone maturation.
AUGCCCCCGCCUGUCCCUCCCACCCGGGGCCCGCUGGGGUCCCUGCUCCUGACCCACAGGCCAGCAUCCACUCCCUGCCCUGGCCCUGGCCGGCUGAAUGCUCCACCUGGGGGCCUUCGCCGGCCCAGAGGUCGCCUUCUUACAGAGCUGGCCGCUAGCCACCCCUUAUCCGGGGCUUCGCCCCCCUCUCAGGCGAGCACCAUCACCCUGGGGGACCUGGGGCUCUCCCUGGAGGAGGAGCUGGCCAGCCCCGGGCUCUUGAGUCUGGAGGAGAUCUCCGAGAGGUAUGAGUCCAGCCACCUGGCGUCUGCCACGUCCGUCCCCGAGCAGGAUCCCCCUAAGCCCUGGAAGCAGCUGGAGCAGUGGGUGGCCGACCUGCAGGCCGAGGUGGUGUCCCUGCGGGAACACAGGGACCGCUGUGAGCCGGCCAUGCUGAGCCUGCUCCGGGAAAUGCUCCGGCUGCGGGCCUGCGUGAAACUUCAGGACUCCGAGCUGAAGAAGCUUCAGCAGGACCUACGGCGGGUGGCCCGGGCCCCCGAGAAGGAGGCCCUCGAGUUCCCUAGCCCCCAGAACCAGACCCAGAUGCAGGCCCUGGACAGGAGGCUGGUGGAGGUCCGGGAAGCCCUGACACAGGUCCGGAGGAAGCAGGCGCUCCAGGACUCUGAGCGGAAGGACACCGAGCAGGAGGCCAGCCUCAGGUUGGCCGAGCUGGCCGGGAGGCUGGAGCAGGAGGAACUGUCCCGGGAAGCGGCCUGCAGCGGUCUGCAGAAGAGCCAGGAGGAGGCGAGCCAGAGGGCAGACCUUGAGGUGGCCAAGGUGCAGGCCCAGGUGACCAAGCUCGGGGAGGAGAUGAGCCUCCGCUUCCUCAAGAGAGAGGCCAAGCUGUGCGGCUUCCUGCAGAAGAGCUUCCUGGCCCUGGAGAAGAGGAUGAAGGUCUCGGAGAGCGCCCGGCUCAAGGCGGAGGGCGGCCUGCGGGAGGAGCUGGACAGCAGGUGGCGGGGGCUGCAGGAGCUGGCCGAGGAGCGCGUCCAGGCCCUGCAGGGGCAGCACGAGCAGCAGGAAGCACGCCGCCUCCUGGAGCAGUGCCGGGGCCUGGACGGGGCCGUGGUCCAGCUGACCAAGUUCGUACGGCAGAACCAGGUGUCCCUGAGCCGCAUCCUCCUGGCCGAGCAGAAGGCCCGGGACGUCAAGGGGCACCUGGAGGAGACCCGGGCCGGGGAGCUGGCCACCUGCCUGCGGGAGAACCUGACAGCCGUGCAGCUGGCCGGGGAGCUGGCCCAGCGGGAGGUGCGCAGCGCGCUGGAGGUGCAACGAGAGAAGAGCCAGGCCCUGGAGGUGUCGCUGGCCGAGCUGGAGACGCAGGUGAAGGACCUGAGUGACCACUUCCUGGCUCUGAGCUGGAGACUGGACCUGCAGGAGCAGACACUGAGCCUUCGGCUGAGCGAGUGUGUGACCGGCUUAUCUUUUCUUCCGCUGAUGGACACCGCACCGCCCCCUGGUCUGGCCACGGAAGGCGCUGCUGCAAAGAGAGAGUGGGAAGGCUCAGAGCAGAAAUCCCUGGAGGGCCUGGUCCGCUGUCAGAAGGAGGCUGAGGAGCACCUGAGGGAGGUGCGGGAGCGAGUGGACAGCCUGCCACGGCAGAUAGAGGCCGUGUCCGACAAGUGCGUCCUCCACAAGAGCGACUCAGACCUCAAGAUCUCGGCCGAGGGCAAGGCCAGGGAGUUCGAGGUCGGGGCCGUGCGGCAGGAGCUGGCCUCUCUGCUGUCCUCUGUUCAGCUGCUCAGGGAGGGCAACCCCGGGCGUAAGAUCGCGGAGAUCCAGGGCAAGCUGGUCACGUUUCAGAACCAAAUAAUGAAACUGGAGAACAGCAUCCAAGACAACAAGACCAUCCAGAACCUCAAGUUUAAUACAGAAACCAAGCUGCGCGCGGAGGAGUUGGCCAGCCUGCGUGAGAGCUUCGUGCGGCUGUGGAGUGAGGAGGGCCCGUGGGCGCUGACGCUGGGCAGCAGGAGGGUCCUCAGGUCCCUGGUGAGGCAGCGGUUUUUCAUCAAGGACGCAGCCCCCGGAGAGGCGGUCCCCAUGAACUGCUGGGGCGUGUAUCAGGCCGUGAGGUGGCUGCAGUGGAAGGAGGUCCUCGUGAGCCGGGUGGCGCAGCGGAGGGCGAGCGCGGUCUCGGAGAGGUCCCUCUGCCAGGAGCCCGUCUGCACGCUCACUUCCGCGUCCCUUUCCCGGAAAUAAACGUGCCAGCUCCUGUU